This is a messenger RNA of Micropterus dolomieu (smallmouth bass), 3752 nucleotides long. It is a transcript of the gene pdgfd, whose product is annotated as platelet derived growth factor d. Lineage: Eukaryota; Metazoa; Chordata; Actinopteri; Centrarchiformes; Centrarchidae. Gene Ontology annotation, molecular function: growth factor activity; platelet-derived growth factor receptor binding. Bases 1 to 1383 code for a protein of 460 amino acids. Gene Ontology annotation, cellular component: membrane. Gene Ontology annotation, biological process: positive regulation of cell population proliferation; positive regulation of protein autophosphorylation; positive regulation of MAP kinase activity. The transcript is spliced from 8 exons. The record is from RefSeq and is a predicted model, not a curated record.
AUGGUCGGCAUCAGGGUCCUGUUUUACUUGGACGACCUGCUGCUGCUGGUGCGGUCCCCGGACGAGGCAGUGGUGCAGACGUUCAAGCUCAUCGCACACCUGUCUCACCUGGUUUUUACAGUGAACUGGAAAAAGAGCGCUCCUCUCCCCUCCCAGAGGCUCACCUCAGGAGCUCUCUCAGGAGAGAGUGGACACUUUGACGGAGCUGGUCCGCCGUAUGGUUCCCCAGACGGUGGUGAGGGCUCUUUCUAUCAUGAGGCUCCUGGGAAUCAUGUUGGCAGCUCACGUGGUGGUCCCCCUGGCCCCCCUAGUUUAUCCGCCUGCGUCUCCACCGUCAAAGUGAUAAGGGGCAACUCCAGGAGAGACGACAGCAAUCGCCUCACCACAGACUUGUUCCGCAAAGAGGAAAACGCCACAGUAACGCCAUCAGGUGGAGUCAUCCACAGCCCACGCUACCCCAACGCUUACCCCCGGAAUCUGCUGUUGUCAUGGAAACUGCUGUCACCACCAGGGAGUCGCAUUCACCUGGAGUUUGAUGGACACUUUGGCUUGGAGGAGGCUGAGAAUGGAGUAUGCAGGUAUGACUUUGUUGAAGUGGAGGACCAAUCAGAGACCAGCACUAUAAUUUGGGGUCGCUGGUGUGGGCAGAAGGCACCAUCUAGCCUCAACUCAAAAACCAACACUCUCAGAGUCACCUUCAAGUCUGAUGAUUACUUUGUUGCAAAGCCGGGAUUCAAGGUCUACUACUCACUGCUGUAUGACUCUCCUCUGCCUGCAUCCAAUACCAACUGGGAGGCUGUCACUCUGCCCAUGUCGAACACUGGUGGAGGGCAGGUGCCAGUGGCAGUCACAGAGGUUCCUUUGUCAUUGGAAGAUCUGGACCGAACCAUAGCUGCCUUUGACACUGUAGAACAGCUUCUGAGAUCCCUGAGCCCAGACACCUGGAAGCAGGACCUGGACAGCAUCUACACUCAAACACACAUACAUUAUAGAUCCAGGGCCUAUCAUCUGGCAAGCAGACAUAAUAAAAUUGAUCUGAACCGUCUCAAUGACGACGUCAAGCGGUACAGCUGUACUCCUCGCAACUACUCUGUAAACCUGCGCGAGGAGCUGAGGGCCACCAACGCCGUCUUCUUUCCUCGAUGUCUGCUGGUCAAGCGCUGUGGAGGCAACUGUGGCUGCGGAACCAAUAACUGGAACAGCGGCUGUACCUGUCAAGCCUCCAAGACCACACUCAAACUACAUGAGGUGCUGAAGUACGCCCCAGAGGUCACUCUGCAUCAGCGCUUUCGGAAGCCACGGGUGCAAUGGGUCAUAGAUGAGAUCUUCCUCACACACCAUGAAAAAUGCCAGUGUGUGUGUCCCUCCCAGCCCCCACGCUGAGACACUCAGACUGGCACACGCAUCUGGAAGUAUUGGACAGACUUCAUAUAAUAAAUAACAGCAACGCAGACACACAUGCGGCAAAGAAGGCAACAAUUUGACUGGCAAACUGCAGCUCCUAUCAUACACAAUGACAUUUGUUCUUGUAAGUAAACCACCUAGCUCCCUUUGUACACAAUGCAUACAUCUUUCUGGCCAAACAUGUUUGUUAUUGAACUUUAAUGUAAGUUGAUCUAGUCUAAAUCUACCAUGUUUACACCACAUUUAAACAUCAAUUGUGCACCAAACAGUGGCUCUUCUCCAGAGGAAUUCACUUUCAAUUCAAUCAAAAAGUUUUUUACCUCCAAAAUCUAAAUACUGAAAAUAAAUUUAGAAUAAAAAAAAUGACCAUACCACAUUAGAAUGAAACAACACCAAUAUUGUAUCAAACUUGAAAGAGUUUAAUGGAUGCCAACUUGAUUGGAGUGAAGUUUAAUUGACUCCAACCGCUGUGUAAACAAUUGUUUUUAUUCCUAUUUCUUGUGUAUGUAUUUGAGUUUCUUUGUGUUAUAUUAGGACUGUUUCUAAAAAAAAAAAAAAAACCUUCAGGCACUUCUUCCGCCAGGAGCAUGCUGAGAUGAGGGAGCACGAGACAGGAGGAGGGAGAGAGAGGGGUUGGAGGAAGUGUUAAUCAAAAUAACACUUUAUCUUGACGUGAAAUUACGCUAACCUCAACCCUCCCUGCACGCUAACCCGCUCUCUCACACACACAUACCUAAAAUAAAAACUAGUUAUUUACUGAAUUUUCCGCUGCUCUGUUUUUCAGCGAAGCCCCUUUUGUUCUGUACACAUUCCUGUCUGCAUGUAUUCUCGCUUCCUUUCGUCUUUCCAUCCGUACACUUCCAGCUCCUUUUCUUUCUUCCUCACUGACUCUCCCUCUCUCUCCCUUCGUCACUCACUCUCUUAACACAUCAAAGGAGACGUGAGAUCAGGCCGCUGCGCUCUGCCCAGUUUUCUGAGCGUUCCUGGCAUUCCAACUGCUAACAGGAAUUCUGCUGCUGCAGAUAAAACCGCGAUCCUCAGUCCCUGAAAACACAUAAGAGGAAAGGGGGAGAGAUACUUCAGGAUGAGAGACGGAGAGGUUUUUAGGAGAGGUGACUGACAGAAAAGGGACAAUCAAGCCGCCUAUUUGUAGAUUAGCACUGCUCCUGGAUGAGAGCCACUUUCAAGAUACAACCCGUGAAAGAUUGCAGCAGCUUCAGCAAUUUCAAUCAGCACGUUCAUGCUUUCAGCUCGCCUGAUUUUUUGUGCUACAUGAAGAUGCUCAUACGUAUCAUAAUCUGACCUACUAUUUUGCACGCCAGUGAAAAAGAGAUCUGUGGGAAUUAGAGUAAUGUUCUUGGUCUCUACUGAAAAUACAACUGAUACUUUAGUGUGUGUGUGUUUUUGCCUGUAACAGCUCAGGAAGAGGUCCUUUUGUUUAAGGGGUGGAGGGUUACCAACAGUCUGUGAGAGCUGGCAGCAGAUACAAGCAUGUGAACAGUCGACAUGUGACUGCGUGCAAGAGUGUGUGUGACUGCGUGCAAGAGUGUGUGUGUGGAUAGAGUAUUCAAAGCAACAGAGCAUGAAUUUAUACUAACUGCUUAUCAUUUCCAUACACACACGACCCAGCUGCGAGAAAUAAGGACACUGUCAUCUCUCCAUCAUGACCGCCCCUCCUCCCCAUGUGUCCCACCAUCGCAGGCCCUAGCUUUACAGGCUAGAUUUACACAGAGAAAAUGGGAUUUUACACACUACUUUUGUUCUAAAGGCAGACAAAAACAGAAUAAACCGGACAUUGACACGAUUCCUCAGUCACAGUGAAACCAGAUCAGCUGUGUUCUGACAGAGGUUGUGUGUGCGCAUGUGUCUACCGUGAGUCAAGGGUGUUAUUUGGCAGGUGUGGAAUUCAAAACACAACCGGACACACACUUUUGUGUGUGUCCGGUUGUGCGGUACUGACAUUCCAAGUAAUUUAUCACAGACACCAUCCACACAGAUACAGACAGUUGUUUUUGGCAGUAGUUCGUCUAAGAAAGCAGCCGCACUGUGCUGUCAAGCUUUUGUCUUCUGGUCUCUUGCAAAGUAUGCUCUCAUUCCUGUGUGCUGCAUUUUGAAACACAAAGAUAUACACUAAGCUCAUACAGAGUUGGCGAUUUGAUUGAAUUUCACAAAGGACGGUUGGCAGGUAAAUUACCCCUUUUUAUUUUCAGUAGCUAACGAGCCAGAUGGUGAUUAGGUAACAUGUCAUUUCCAAGAUGCUUUGCUGCAAAGUGUGUAGUUACUGUACCCACGAUUUUGUCAGAGCUUGUAUGAAAUCUGCUGCCAACAGGAGAUGUAUUGUAAAUGUA